Molecule: messenger RNA, 2303 nt
Organism: Tympanuchus pallidicinctus (lesser prairie-chicken)
Lineage: Eukaryota; Metazoa; Chordata; Aves; Galliformes; Phasianidae
Gene: C2
Product: complement C2
Exons: 16
Coding region: 36-2264 (742 amino acids)
Biological process (GO): proteolysis; complement activation
Cellular component (GO): extracellular region
Molecular function (GO): serine-type endopeptidase activity
Source: RefSeq, a predicted model, not a curated record
CCGCGUUUCUCCCUCGGGGUCCUCAGUUCCCGGCUAUGGCUCUGUGGGUGCUGCUGCUCCUCGCGGUGCUCCCCGUGACGCCCUCCGCCUCCCCCCGCUGCGCCCCGCAGUGCCCCCCUGGCACUUACCCGCACCCCCCGGGCCGAACACGGCAGCGCUGCGGUCCCCCGAAGGGCCGCUCGGAGCCCGUCCGGUGCCGAGCGCUCCGUUGCCCCGCGCCGCUCUCUUUCCCUCACGGCACCGUGGAGCCGCGCUUUCCCACGUACCCCUCCGGCAGCGUCCUCCGCUUCUCGUGCGACGACGGCUUCGUGCUGCGAGGGGCCGCGGAACUGCGCUGCAGACCCGGGGGUGUCUGGAGCGACGCCCCCCCCGUGUGCGACGACGGCGAAGGUGACUGUCCCCCCCCUGCGACACCAGCGGGGGGGGUGACAACGGGUGGGGGACGGCACCAUGGAGCCGAGGUUCGGGUGCACUGUGGGGCAGGGCUGCAGCUUCUGGGACCUUCCCGGCGCCACUGCAUGGAGACUGGGAGGUGGUCCGGGCCUGAACCCACCUGCCGCCACCCCUACUCCUUCGACCUCCCUGAGGACAUCAGCAGUGGCCUUGGCUCUUCCUUUGCCUCCAUCCUGGAGCUGGCGGGUGCCCACGCUGACAAUGACAUGUCCCUGGGACGCCGCAUUGUACUGAGCCGCAAUGAGUCCCUCCAUGUCUACGUGCUUCUGGAUGCUUCUGGCAGCGUCCAACAGGACAACUUUGAGCUCUUCCGGCAGAGCGCGGUGGCCAUCGUGGAUCGGCUCAGCAGCUUCGAGGUGCCCCUCAGGUUUGCCAUCGUCUCCUUCGCCACCCACACGCAUGUCAUCAUCUCCACCAUCGAAGACGACGCUUCCGAUGCUGACGAAGUCAUCGCGCGCUUGGAGGCCAUGAACUUUGGUGUGCACAGGAACGCAACGGGGACCAACAUGCACGGGGCGCUGUUGGAGGUCUACCACAUGAUCCUCUUCCAAAAGGAGCGGUCAACGCGUGACGGCCAACCCAACGCGUGGAGGAACACGCGGCAUGUCGUCAUCCUGCUGACAGAUGGGAGGUUCAACGUUGGCGGACAUCCCCGGGAUGCGGUGGCCAAGAUUGAGGAUGUGCUGGAGAUCAGAGAGGACCGCGAGGAGUACCUGGACAUCUAUGCUUUUGGGGUGGGGACCCUGGAGGUGGACAUGGCCGAGCUGGAGGCAGUGGCCUCGCACCGCCGGGACGAGCGCCAUGCCUUCAAGCUGGCAGAUGCAUCGGCACUGCGCCAGGCACUGGAGGGGGCUCUGACUGCCACUGCCAUCGGGGAUCUCUGCGGUGUCAUCAUCCCUGCUGGCACUGCCCGACCACCGUGGCACGUUGUACUGAGGACUGGAGUGCAGCAGCGUUGUGCAGGGACCCUUCUGGGAGGCCGCUGGGUGCUGACGGCUGCCCACUGCUUCCUGGGGGGUGAAAGCCCCCACGACUGGAGCGCCGAGCUGGCAGGGGGUCAGGAGGUUUCCAUCCGGGGGUGGAACCUCCACGAGGACUUUGAUAUCCGGGGGAGGGCGGCACAGGGGGUCCCUGAAUUCUACGACUAUGAUGUGGCCCUGGUGGAGCUGGAGAAGGAGGUGGGAGACACAGGGGUCCCCAGGCGCAUCUGCAUACCCUGCACUGAGGAUGCAAACAGAGCUCUGAGAAUGGCACCAGGGACCACAUGCCAGAAGCAAGAGGUGGAGCUGUUGGGCCACACUCGUGUCCCCGCCGAGUUUGUGUCACUGGAGGGCAAGAGGUUGAGCGUCAGGAUCAAGGAGCAGGAGGAGCGUGCCUCCUGCCUGACGGGUGCAGUGCAGCCUGGGAUGCCCCACGCUAAUGCCUCUGUGAAGGAUGUGGUGACAGAACGGUUCCUGUGCAGUGGGCAGGAGAGCAGCAGUGAGCAGGAGGAUGCAGCCUGCAAAGGUGAAUCUGGUGGUUCCCUCUUUGUGGAACGCCGCCACCGUUUCCUCCAGGGGGGGCCGCAAUGCCGAGGGGGGGCUGCUCCGUGCCUCAGCCCCCCCUGGCCACCACCCCAGGGAUUUCGCCAUCAGCCUCUUCCGCAUUCAGCCCUGGUUAAGGCGACACCUGGGGGGGGUCCUGCGCUUCACCCCCCUGUGACUCCCCACCACGGCAGGACUCCCCCCAAAGGUCCUGGCCAUUGGACUCCUAUAGGAGCUCAAUUGGACCCUCCUACCCCAAUCUGUAACCUCCCCCCCCCCACCGAAUAAAGUUGCGCCUCUCCCAGUUUUGUGAGCUUCCAUGGGUGG